UCUGAGAGACUAGAGAAACUGAAUAUAUUUUUGUAGUUUUGUCACCUAAUUAUUCUGAGGUAAUAUCCAGGAUAUAUUUAACUGAUGCUUCAAUUCCUUUGGGUUGACUUUGAGGAUAUUGACUAAAGGACAAUUUAAGGAAUUUAAAAAGAACAGGGGCAUUCUUAUCCAACAACGGUGGAAUUGAAAACUUAUUUGGAAGUAACUGAAAUACGUGGGAAGAUGGAGCCCUCUCCCUCUAUGAACUUAACAAUACAGGAUGAGGAGGAUCAACAUCCCCUCCUUCAAUCAAAAGUGGUCCCUCUCCCUCCUGUUUUUGGCAACCAGUGCAGAAGGAACCACUCAUGUCAAAGAGGGGAAGAUCACUCAGUGUGGCUCGAUGGAACCCAGUCACCACCCACCCUCCAAUAUUACAAUGGCUGCCAAUAUGUCUCACCCUCACCCCACUCCUCACCCCGAAGGGGAGACGAUAAGGAAAAGGUUAGGGGGAAGGAGGUGCGCAAGGAAAAGAGAGGCGAGAAGCCAGCGGGAAAUGAACAGAAUUCUGGGCACAAGGAACGGAUUUGGUGUAGUAAAGCCAAAAAGGCAAGCCCACAGAGGUGCCAGCAGGACAUGAAAUCCCCUCAGUCACCCUACAACAGAGUCCGCAUGUCUUGUAUGGACUUAAGGGAGACAGAAAGUGGGCCACCCAGUGAAGGAGGUCAAAGGCUAGAGCCCACAUCAAUGGAGAUGCAAGUCCGCCAGAGUCUACCCGAGAUUAUCAUUACAACCAAAAACGACUACCAGCCAAAGGACUCCAAUCAAACAUCCAGCUCUGACAAGAAUCACACCAAAUCUGAGGUCAAGGGCACCUAUCGUGGAGGUGAGGAGAGCAGUGGUGCAGAGCCCAAGGAUGGUCCCCAUGGCUGCCCUCACAAGAAGAACCAGAGCAUCGGUCAUAGGCUGGUCCGGCGAAGGGCACUGUUUGAGAGGAGGCAGAGGCUGAAUGACUGUGCGCUCGCUGUGGGGAUGUUUGGAGUGGUGGUCAUGGUCACCGAGACAGAGCUCUCCUGGAGCGUCUACAGUAAGAGCUCCAUAUACUCUGUGGCUAUGAAGUCUAUUAUCAGCCUGUCCUCUCUUAUCCUGCUGGGCCUGAUCAUUGCCUACCACAUCUGUGAGGUGCAGCUCUACAUCCACGAUAACGGAGCAGAGGACUGGCGAAUCGCCAUGACAAUGGAACGAGUGACUCUGAUCGCCCUGGAGCUGUUUGUAGCAGUGGUGCAUCCGUUCCCGGUGGGUCUCCCAUUGUCAUGGCAAGCCAUGUCCCCCACGCUGUCAGAGACGGAGCUCGAGAUUGUGCUGGCUCUGCCCAUGUUCCUGCGACUCUACCUCCUGGGUCGUGCCUUGAUGCUGCACAGCCGACUUUACACAGACACGGCCUCGCGCAGCAUUGGCGCCCUCAACAAGAUCCACUUCAACAGCCGUUUUGUGGUCAAAGCGCUGAUGACCAUCUACCCUGGCACUGUGUUGAUGAUCUUCAGCGUCUCUCUGUGGCUCAUCGCUGCAUGGGGCCUUCAUGUCUGUGAGAGACACCACAACUAUAAGGACCUGAGCAGUAACUACAUGGAGGCCCUGUGGAUGGUCUCGGUCACCUUCUUGUCCAUUGGUUAUGGGGAUGUUGUUCCCCACACCUACUGUGGCCGCAGCAUCUGUCUACUCACUGGGAUCAUG
This is a messenger RNA of Oncorhynchus gorbuscha (pink salmon), 1710 nucleotides long. RefSeq names its product small conductance calcium-activated potassium channel protein 3-like. The record is from RefSeq and is a predicted model, not a curated record. Lineage: Eukaryota; Metazoa; Chordata; Actinopteri; Salmoniformes; Salmonidae. Gene Ontology annotation, cellular component: neuronal cell body; plasma membrane; neuron projection. Gene Ontology annotation, molecular function: small conductance calcium-activated potassium channel activity; calmodulin binding. The annotation marks the transcript as partial. The transcript is spliced from 6 exons. Gene Ontology annotation, biological process: potassium ion transmembrane transport.